Molecule: messenger RNA, 929 nt
Organism: Odobenus rosmarus divergens (Pacific walrus)
Lineage: Eukaryota; Metazoa; Chordata; Mammalia; Carnivora; Odobenidae
Gene: HMOX1
Product: heme oxygenase (decycling) 1
Exons: 5
Coding region: 63-929 (288 amino acids)
Biological process (GO): response to oxidative stress; heme oxidation; heme catabolic process
Molecular function (GO): heme binding; heme oxygenase (decyclizing) activity
Source: RefSeq, a predicted model, not a curated record
GUCCUUCUGCGCGUCUGGACACGUCGGAGCCCGCACCAGAUCCCGUACCGAGCGCUGGCCGGAUGGAGCGCCCGCAGCCCGACAGCAUGCCCCAGGAUUUGUCAGAGGCCCUGAAGGAGGCCACCAAGGAGGUGCACAUCCAGGCGGAGAAUGCCGAGUUCAUGAAGAACUUCCAGAAGGGCCAGGUGACCCAAAAAGGCUUUAAGCUGGUGAUGGCCUCUCUUUACCACAUCUACGCGGCCCUGGAGGAGGAGAUCGAGCGCAACCAGGACAACCCGGUCUACGCCCCCCUUUACUUCCCAGAAGAGCUGCACCGCAAGGCUGCCCUGGAGCGGGACAUGGCCUUCUGGUACGGAGCACACUGGCAGGAGGCCAUCCCCUACACACAGGCCACACGGCGCUACGUGCGGAGGCUCCAGGACGUGGGGCGCAGGCAGCCGGAGCUGCUGGUAGCCCACGCCUACACCCGCUACCUUGGCGACCUGUCGGGGGGCCAGGUCCUCAAGAAGAUCGCUCAGAAGGCCCUGGCCCUGCCCAGCUCCGGGGAGGGCGUGGACUUCUUCACCUUCCCCAACAUCGCCAGCCCCACGAAGUUCAAGCAACUCUACCGCUCCCGCAUGAACUCUCUGGAGAUGACCCCCGAGGUCAGGCAGCGAGUCCUCGAGGAGGCCAAGACUGCGUUCCUGCUCAACAUUCAGCUGUUCGAGGAGCUGCAGGAGCUACUGAGCCGGGACGCCGAGGACCAGAGCCCCUCGCAGGCCCCGGGGCUGCGCCGGCGUGUUGGCAGUGGGGUGCAAGACUCGACUCCCACGGAGACUCCCAGAGGGAAGCCCCAGCUCAGCCUUCUCUCCCAGGCACCGCUCCUCCGAUGGGUCCUUACACUCAGCUUCCUGGUGGCAACGGUUGCUGUGGGGCUUUAUGUCAUGUAA